AUGGGGAAUAUCUGCUGCAUCAUCGAUUGCCUAAGAAGUCGCCGCCACAAUAGACAGUGGACCUAUAUUCCUCCGGAGACGGAAACAACUCCUCCUCCACUGGAAACCCCACCUUAUCGAUUCCGAUUCCCCGCCGCGACACCGGAUACAAAACCUAACCCGAACCAUUCUUACCAGUACCCGGGUCACUAUCAUUCUCCUCCGUCCGAUCCACCUCAUAUUAACCAGCUACCUUAUCCUUGGAUCGCCGGCGAGAGAUUUCCGAUGAUCCCACCUCCUUACAUCGAACAUCAGAAAGCCGUCACGAUUCACAACGACGUUAAUCUGAAAAAGGAGACUCUUAGGCUCGAACCCGACCCGGUUAAUCCGGGUCGAUAUCUCGUCUCCUUCAAGUUUGAUUCAGGCGUCUCCGGAAGGAUCACAAUCGUUUUCUUUGCGAAAGAAUGUGAAGAAUGUAAUCUUAUAGCAACAAAGGAACAUACUUUGCCUUCAAUCACAUUUGAAUUCAAUAAAGGACUUGGUCAGAAGUUCAUACAACCAUCUGGAACUGGUAUUGACUUAUCGGUAUUCGAAGAUUCCGAGCUAUUCGGGAAGGUGGGAAGAGGUGUUUAUCCGCUGGCGGUUAAGGCAGAGGCAGCUCCAGUGGUUGGCUCAGAGGGAGGAAAAAUGAGAUCGAUGAAUGUGAAUGCGCAGAUUACUCAAGUUGUGUAUGUGAAGGAGAACGGAGAGAUUCAGAUUAGAGCUGUGAAGCAGAUACUAUGGGUGAAUGGGUUUAGAUAUGAGUUGCAGGACAUUUAUGGGAUGGGGAAUAGUACGGUUGAUGGUUGCGAUGAGGAUCCUAGUGAUACGGGAAAGGAAUGCGUUAUUUGCAUGUCCGAACCACGCGAUACAACUGUUCUUCCUUGUAGACACAUGGUAUAA
Messenger RNA from Arabis nemorensis, 921 nucleotides. The record is from the annotation of a GenBank genome assembly. NCBI's taxonomy places the organism in Eukaryota, Viridiplantae, Streptophyta, Magnoliopsida, Brassicales, Brassicaceae.